AACUGACAGAACACAAGUGGAGCUUUAUCCACCCUGUCCCGCUCUGUGAAAGAGGAAACCCUAAACUGCUCAGGCUCAACCAGCCCCAGCCCUUUUCUCCCUUUUCUUUCUUUCCCUCUCUUUUCACUCACACCCAUCGGACGUGUGCACGCUCAGGAGGAGAAUGGCAACAUCAUCUGCAAAGAGAAACGGAGAGCCCCGCAAGAUGUUGGCGUUCGCUGUGCUGCUCAUCGCCUCACUCUUAAAUGCAGGAGUCAUGGCACAGGAAGAGGGAAUUGUCAUGGCAACAGCCCCAUCUGUCGAGUCACAUGUACGAGGAGAUAUGAUUCCAAAAGUAACUUCUGAGCCAGAGGAUCCACAGGACCAAAUCCUGGUUUUCCCUACUGUGGGACCUCUACAGCCGACUGAAAAGACCACAGCAGCUACAGAAGAGGCAGGAAACGUUGAGAACAGCAGCCCUGCGGCUCCAGAGGAGGCAGCUGAUGAGGGAACUCAGACCACUGCGGAGGCACAUACCGACAAACCUAAAGUCAUGGAAGCAGAAACCCCAGCACCCAUGCCAUCUAGAGGUGACGGCCCCAGAAACAUUCCACAGCCGGGGCCAAAUGAUGAUGUUGUGUGUGUCACCAAAGAGGUGGUGCAGGACAAAAACGCUGUCAGUCUGAAACUCAAGGCCUCAUCCAACUGUAAAGACACCAAGCAGAAGAUUGAAAGUGUUGUGCAGGAGCUGUGUGGAGAAGACUGUAAACUGGAGCUCUACCAGGAGGACAACUCAGAUGAAAUCCUUGUGUCUGGAAAAUAUGUUGAAGCCGACAUCACAGGCAUGGCCAACAAGUUCAACAAUGACAACAUCAAAGAUAAGGUUGAUGUGGAGGAAGCUGUUCCUCGCUGGGGGAAGAACUCGAAGUUGGUCCUGGUUUCCUUGCUGCUGACUGGCCUGUUGCUCGCUGCUCUGCUUGUGGCUGGUUAUUACUUCAAGACCCACCGCAAGAACUCUAAAGGAGUCAGACUGGCCGAGUCUUUCCAGGUGGAUGAGGAGAACCAGGCUAACACCCUGGUGUCCGUAGCCCCGCUGCCCCAGGAACCCCUCGACAAGCCCACACCCAACGGAGAGUCGCCACCUGAAAAUGGGACCAAUCAGACCCCCACCACUAAUGGACACUCCCAGACCCCAGUGGCAGAUACAGAGAUGUGAAUCACUACACCCCCAACCUCUCCCUCAUCGUCCCGUUCUACCAGUUACACACUGGGACACACCAUCCACAAGCCCCUUGUGCUGCCUCAGAGACUGUCCACACACUGAGACAAAUUCAACAUGAACCCGCUUCACUACAUCCAACCACACCCCCACCAGCCCUCAACCUGUACCUCCCAGACGACGCUGAAAACAAUGAUGAAGCUCAUCACUACAAUGAUGAUAAAUGACAAUGCCUGUAAUGUGAAAAUCACCGGCCACUGCCGGUGUCAAGAGGAACCAACAGAUGCUGUUUGGGACUGAGACUGAUCUGCAGGGCGCUGACUGGAACCUGUUGGCUGCCCUGACGUCAGUCUGGUAGUAAACAUUGUAGAAUCAGUUGUGUUAUGUCAAAUACAUGAUGCUGAACCCUAAUGAAGAAGCAGAACAUGCUCAACUAUUUCAACUGUGUGGCCAUGAAACCAAUGAAGGCCAGGCAUAGAUGAGAAGAGCAGUUUCUGUACUGUUGUAAAAAAGGACUGACACUCACUGCUUGAUUGUUUUGGUUUUUUGGUCUGUGUAAUACAGUAAAUAUUCUGCCUCACUUUCUGCCUUAACUAUAGGCCUAUAAAAAUUUGGAAAAAUAAGAGACUGCAACGUUUGAAUUGAUUUAAAGUUUUCUCAAUUUCUUCUCGAACUUAGAGCAACAUGUACCAUUGUUAAGAUUCUUCAUGGAAACCAAAGACCAGCUGACACAGUGUUAGUUGUGUAGGAAGUAGUUGAGAUAUCAAGCAGAAAGCAUCAUCUUUGGUUUUACAGGGGAAUUAAAUAAUGCUACUAAAAGCUGCUCAUAAUGUGGAAAUGCGUCAGUGCUUCACUGAUAGAAUAAUAGAAAUUGAAAAAUGGAUAUUAAUACUUCAAAGUUUAAUUGGGAUAGGUUGCAAAGUACAUUUCUAUUUUUGUGUGGUGCUUUUUCAUUAGGGCAUUAGUGUACAGUUUCCCUUUUUUUUUUUUUUUUAAACGAUGUAACAUUCUUCCUUCUUGCCUUUGUUAAUGGUGAAACCCUGGCAGCAUUUUUUUUUUAUUCUGAGAAAAAGGUCUUUUCAAGAUUCUUUUAAGGUGCUAGACUGGUAAACAAAAUCACCAGCAUGAAAUUCCUACACAACAUGCAGCAGGUUGAGCAUUCCAAAGAAUGUCUCUAUCUCCUUGUUGAUAAAAAUGAAAAUGCAUCAGUGCUACACAUUUUUUUAGCUUCUCUUUUGAACAACUGGUUGCUUUCAUAAUGUACUGCAUGUGUAAAUAAGCCUGUUUUCUAGCCUGUAACUCUGCCUGAUUCAUAAACUGUGAUUGUUGACAAAAUA
Paralichthys olivaceus (Japanese flounder) is the source of this 2535-nucleotide messenger RNA. Its product is annotated as hematopoietic progenitor cell antigen CD34. Gene Ontology annotation, cellular component: membrane. Gene Ontology annotation, biological process: cell adhesion. The record is from RefSeq and is a predicted model, not a curated record. Lineage: Eukaryota; Metazoa; Chordata; Actinopteri; Pleuronectiformes; Paralichthyidae.